AUGAAGACCGUGGUGACUGGUGCAUCCGGUUACUUAGGCGGGAGACUCUGCCACUCCCUCCUGAAACAAGGACACUCCGUCCGCGCCUUGGUCCGUCGCACCAGUGACAUCUCCGAGCUUCCUCCGCUCUCCACCAACGGAGCCUUCGAACUCGCCUACGGUGACAUUACAGACUACCAGUCCCUCCUGGAUGCCUUCUCUGGUUGCCACGUCAUCUUCCACGCUGCUGCUAUCGUCGAACCCUGGCUUCCAGAUCCUUCUAAAUUCUUCUCCGUUAACGUAGAAGGAUUGAAUAAUUUGUUACAAGCAGCUAAAGAGACAGAGACAAUUGAGAAGAUCAUAUACACGUCGUCGUUUUUCGCACUUGGAUCCACUGAUGGAUAUGCUGCUGAUGAGAGCCAAGUGCAUUGCGAGAAGCGUUUCUGUACGGAAUACGAGAGGUCAAAGGUGACUGCUGAUAAGAUUGCCGUACAAGCUGCGGUGGAGGGGGUGCCGAUAGUGAUGCUUUACCCUGGUCUUAUAUAUGGUCCAGGGAAGCUCACUACUGGUAAUAUCGUUGCUCAAUUGCUGAUCGAACGCUUUGCUGGACGUUUACCAGGAUAUAUAGGCUAUGGGAACGAUAAAUUUUCCUUUAGUCAUGUUGAUGACGUGGUAGAUGGUCACAUUGCAGCAAUGGACAAAGGUCAACAAGGUGAAAGAUAUCUGCUUACAGGAGAAAAUGCAUCCUUCAAGCAUGUUUUUGAUAUGGCUGCUAUUAUCUCUGGAACAAAAAGGCCAUGGUUUAGCAUUCCUUUAUGCGUAAUUGAGUUUUAUGGAUGGGUAUUGGUUCUUGUCUCUCGACUUACAGGAAAGCUUCCUCUCAUUAGCCCCCCGACUGUGCAUGUUCUAAGACACCAGUGGGCAUAUUCAUGUGAGAAGGCAAAGGCAGAGCUAGGUUAUAAUCCUCGAAGCUUGAAACAAGGACUGAAAGAGUUCCUUCCAUGGUUGAAGAGCCUUGGGGUGAUCAAAUACUGA
This is a messenger RNA of Dovyalis caffra, 1014 nucleotides long. Lineage: Eukaryota; Viridiplantae; Streptophyta; Magnoliopsida; Malpighiales; Salicaceae. The record is from the annotation of a GenBank genome assembly.